CAUUCGAAGUGCCGCCCUCCCCGCGGCGAUGCUGGCGCGGGUGCUCCACGGUGCGAGGCAGGGGUGGGCCCCUACGUGGCACGAGCAGGGCAAAGUGCACCUAAGGGGGAGCCGAGAAACGCGGCCCGAGUAGUAGUGAACCGCCCACAGCCGCCGCCAACACGCGUGGGGGCUUUGGCGGGUUCUCGCCCAUGCCCCGCUGAGUACCAGGGCACUUCUGAGUGUAGCUGUGACGGCUUGUGUCCGCCCUGACCCUCCCUUUGUAGCCGCUGCACCUGAGAGCACAGCGAGCAUCUCCCGCGUGGGCAAGCCGCGCGCGCUCACACCCACUCGCGGCCGGCGGCCCUGCCCACGUGAGCCAUGUUAACACAGCCACCCUGCCUGGACUCUGAACAGCAACAGGAAGAGGAACCACCUCGCUCGCUGCUGCCGCCGCCGCCCGCCUGCCUCCUCCCCACGGGCGACGGGAGCAGAGCGGCGCGGCCCCUUUAAGAGCCCAGCCACGUGCAGCGGGGAGCCGGGCGCCCCGGGCCGGCGGGGAUCUAGCCCGCGGGCCGGGGGCUGCGUUUGCCCGGGCUCCCAUGGCUCCUCCCGGCGCCUUCGGACACCUGAGCCUGGCGCUGGGCGCCGCCGUGGCCGCCCUGGGAUCGAUCCUCUUAAUCGCCUGGAGAACGUACUUCCCCGGCGGCGGCCGCUGGGGGGCGCGCUGGGAGGCGCCGCUGGCCGCGGGGCAGCUGGAUUUCUCCAUGCGGCAGGUCCUGGUGCUGGGCCUGGAGGGAGCUGGGAAGAGCAGCGUUCUCCACUACAUCUCCAGCGAGGCAGCCAAGGACCGCACAGCUCCUACCCAGGGCUUCAACUCCGUCCAAGUGUACGCAGACGGCUUCCAGAUCGACCUGCUGGAACUUGGCGGCAGCCAGAACCUGCGAUUUUACUGGAACCAGUACCUGAGUCAGGCCCAUGUGCUGGUGUUCGUAGUGGACUCUGCAGACAGGCCACACCUUCCCGCAGCUCGACAGGAGCUGCAUUGGCUGCUGGCUGAGGAUCCUCGGUUGCCCUUGGUCGUCCUGGCCAAUAAACAGGACAAGAGUGAUGCCUUGAGCAUGGCUGAACUGCACCGGGAGCUGGCCCUGCACACGCUGAACGGACAGAGGGAGUUCUUCCUGCUGCCCACGAGCGCCACCCACGCCGCGCUGGCCACUGCCACCAGCAUCCGGCGCGUGAAGAGUCUGCUGGUGGAACUGCUCUCCCAGCUCUGAUGUGCUCUUCACACCAUAAGGACGGGCAGGUUGGACUGACCCUGCGGCGCUGGACUGGAGACUGCUGGCUCUGCACUGACAGGCCAGAGCUGCUCUACUCCCAUGCUGCUAUCCCCCAUCGGGUUCCCUGUGCACCCCCUUGGGGCCUAUGCAAGCUGCCCUCAGCACGCAGCUGGCCGGCCCAAUCAUGGAGCUGUGGCGAGAUGGGAGAACAGCCUUUGUCCCCACGCAGCCCAAGGGCAGAGGGACGUUUACACACAAUAUCCCCAACCUCCCGCAGCAGGGGGAAUGGGCACCAUUCAGCCUGGUGCACAUGGUAUGAAAGGGGCCAUGCAGUUCCACAACUCAUAGACUCAGACUUUAAGGUCAGAAGGGACCAUUAUGGUCAUCUAGUCUGACCUCCUGCACGGUGCAGGCCACAGAAUCUCACCCACCCACACCUGGAACA
Molecule: messenger RNA, 1704 nt
Organism: Mauremys reevesii (Reeves's turtle)
Lineage: Eukaryota; Metazoa; Chordata; Testudines; Geoemydidae
Gene: ARL10
Product: ADP ribosylation factor like GTPase 10
Exons: 4
Coding region: 582-1256 (224 amino acids)
Molecular function (GO): GTP binding; GTPase activity
Source: RefSeq, a predicted model, not a curated record